Molecule: messenger RNA, 571 nt
Organism: Drosophila rhopaloa
Lineage: Eukaryota; Metazoa; Arthropoda; Insecta; Diptera; Drosophilidae
Product: complex III assembly factor LYRM7
Exons: 4
Coding region: 88-501 (137 amino acids)
Biological process (GO): mitochondrial respiratory chain complex III assembly
Source: RefSeq, a predicted model, not a curated record
AAAAACUGCAAUCGUAAAAUAUAUACUGAAAAAACUACCGAAAGCUUGUGAAACCUGUCAACCCUGUCAUUGUUUUACCAUACAAAAAUGUCCAACUUGCGGCGACAGGUGCUCAGUGCCUUCAAGAAACUCCAUCGCACACGGCAGUACGUGUUCCAAGGCGAUGUCAACGCUCUCGCAGCAGGUCGACUGAAAAUCAACGAAUCUUUCCUGCACAAUCGCAGCGAAACUAGCGAGGAUGAGAUUCAAAAGAUGAUCAAACUCGCGCAGGAUGUGGACCUGGAGCUGCGCACGAACGUCAUCCAAGCCCAAAAGAAGGAGAACGAUGUUUAUGAACUGAGGAUUACGCCGGAGACGACACGACUGGACAAUGUGGUGUUCAAUCCCGACGCAGUCAUCGAGAAACCACGCAGGCGACGCGGGGAAAAGAACACGGAAGGAUGCUGCGGUGGAGCUGCGAUGGCGGCUCUGGAAUCCGAGGUUCAGGCCCGCAACAAAUAGAACUAUUAUAUAAAUUAUUCAGCCGUAGUUCAGAUGCUUCUGUUUUGUUCAAUAAUUUCAUUUAUGUUUA